Messenger RNA from Columba livia (rock pigeon), 9059 nucleotides. It is a transcript of the gene MAP4, whose product is annotated as microtubule associated protein 4. NCBI's taxonomy places the organism in Eukaryota, Metazoa, Chordata, Aves, Columbiformes, Columbidae. The record is from RefSeq and is a predicted model, not a curated record. Gene Ontology annotation, molecular function: microtubule binding. The coding region runs from base 233 to 7621 and encodes 2462 amino acids. Gene Ontology annotation, biological process: neuron projection development; microtubule cytoskeleton organization. The transcript is spliced from 24 exons. Gene Ontology annotation, cellular component: neuron projection.
CCGAGAGCCCACCCGCGGCGCUAGCAGGGUAGUGUGCUCGGCGUGAGGCCAGCGGCGGCUCCCUUCCCUCCUCCUCCCCCGGCCGGGCCCGCAGGGGAGAGUGACACUCACCAGGCGGCUCCGUCCCGGCGGCAGCCCCCCGCGCCCCCCUCCGCCUCCGAUAAGCAGUAUCCGAAGACCGAAGGGCCUGCCCGAGGGAACGUCUGCUUUGAGGCCGCAGAGGUGCUGAAGCAUGGCUGACCUGGAGCACAACCUCAGCCUGGCGGACGCUCUGACAGAGCCGCCCCCCGAGAUCGAGGAGGAGGUGAAACGGGACUUCAUCGCCACCCUGGAGGCCGAGAAAUUCGACGAUGUGGUUGGAGAAACAGUAGAUAAAACAGACUACGUGCCUCUGCUGGACGACGACGAUGCGAAACCCGGGAGCCAGGAACCAAAGAGCAAAGCCCACGACGGUAUUCAGGUGGAACACACUUCAGCUUCUGGGCCAACAGUUGUAGAAAACGGUGACCACGGAAUAGAAGAUCACCGCCCAGUGUUCCCGGGAGCGAUCAUGGAUGAGAAACUGUCCUACAAGGAAUUUCUGGACCGCAACGAGUCGUGGCCGAUGGACGACAGAGACCUGUGCCUGGAGGCCCAGCCCGCGUUCCAGCCCGUGCCCAUGGACCCCUUCGGCAUGCACCGAGGGGACACCCUGCCCGAUUUAUCCUUUCCCGCUGACAUGAAGAACGUGCCGCUGUUCACGGACCACGUCGAUGCUUCCAGAGACAUCUACGCACCGCAUGGAUCUAUGAUGGUACCUGAACAGCCUUUGUUUGGGCCCCUGUAUUCUGCAGAGGCUCUGGACCCAUCGGCCUUCAUUGGCCUGGACUCAGCUGCAGGAUUUCUGCAAGACAAAGCAGUGCCUGAAGAACACUGGAUGGGAGCUCAGCACGACAUGAAGGGACCCGGCGCCCCUUUCUUUGUGGAGCCACCAGUGACAGAAGCGAUAAAGCCGAACUCGUCGGGCCGCCUGUCAGCGAUGGCUCCUCCUUUCAUUCCUGCUGCAGCCCCAGUGUCCCUGGGAGAGGCCGGAGCUGCUCACGGACCAGCAGAUGCGGCGUGUGUUCCUGCCUCGGCUGUGGUGUCUGCAGAAAACGCCGAGUCCGUUGCAGCAGCAGCCCCCGGCGCUCCUCAGGCUCUGGGCGCUGGAUUUGCGCCCCCGGCAGAUGCCGACGCUCUGCAGGCCACCGCUGCGGGGUUUGCUCCUGCUCCAGAAGCCAAAACGCCCAGUGCUGCCCCUGUCCCCGGGGCAGAGAGCGGCUUCCCCCCGGCACCCGCUGCUGCCCCCCCUGCUGCUGCGCGUCCGGAGCUCCCCCCAGCAGGAGACGCGGAAUGUGACCACGCUGCGGAUUUGGGAUUUGCCCCAGCAGAAGAUGCGGAAUCUCACCAUGCCGUGGAUUUGGGAUUUGCCCCAGUAGAAGAUGCGGAAUCUCACCAUGCCGUGGAUUUGGGAUUUGCCCCAGCAGCGGAUGCAGAGUCUCACCACGCCAUGGAUUUUGGAUUUGCACCAGCACCAGACAUGGAAUCUCAGCACGGUGUGGAUUUGGGAUUUGCCCCAGCAGCAGAUACUAAAUCUGACCACGGUGUGGAUUUGGGAUUUGCCCCAGCACCAGAUGUGGAAUCUCAGCACGCUGUGGAUUUGGGAUUUGCCCCAGCAGCAGAUACCAAAUCUCACCACGCUGUGGAUCCCGAGAUUGCCCCAGCAGCAGACGCGGAGUUUGCUCCUGCACCAGAAAUCAACCACCACCACGACAUGGAUGCUGCGUUUGCUCCCGCACCAGAAAUCAACCACCACCACACCAUGGAUUCUGCGUUUGCUGCCGCAGCAGCAUGCAAGCCUCCUCCUGCCACGGACGCUGGGUUUGUCUUUCCGGAAGCCACGUGUGUCCCUGCGUCUGAAGAGCGUGCGGCGGAGCAGGACAGAGCAGCCCUGGGCAGAGCUCCGGCAGAAGCGACUGCAAAUGUGGGAGAAGAGCCGAACGUCCCCGAGGCUCGUGCUGGUGUUUUGGCGAACGCCGAGGAGACCAAACCCCGCCCCGGGUGCCAGGAGGAGCGUGUGCCCGCACAGAGGAACCAUCUCGCCCAGCCAGUUCCAGUAGAAGCAAAAGAAGCCGUUGCACUAGAAAAUAACGACUCCCUUCCAGAAAAACCCCUUCCCAGCCUGGGUGUGACUGUUACAGAGAAACUGGAGGAGGAGGCCGAACACAACCACGUCCAACACGCAGAACCUCAGCAAGAGAAACCCCUGCAGGAGCCCACAGGUCUCCCUACUGCACAAAUCAGGCAAGCUUACAAACCCAGUGACCGCAGGUUUGGCAGAGCAAAGCCUGCCCCAGUGCCUAUUGCAGAUGUGCCGGGACAGAAGAGCGCUGACCCAAACCUAGAGCCUUGUUCCCUAGUGGAGCCCGGACCGGCCCCUCGCACUCGGGUUUCGCACAGGAAGGCGCCCGAGCAGACGCCCAACGCGCCGCCGGAGCUUGGGGAGAGCUGCAGGGACGCCCCGCGGGACGGCUGGGACGCGGAGGGGUCGCUGGCCGUCGUGAAGAGAAAGAAGAAGAAACCGAAACAGAAGAGAAACCAGCUGCCCAGACCCAUGGAGCUCUGGGAUGAAAACGCAGCGGGCUCAAGAGCUCCUAGAAAUCCUCCGUUUGCUGCGGAAUUGCAAAAGCCAGAGGUCUGUCCCUUUGCUGAAGCUCGCAAAGAGCAGGCGCUUGCCUCGGAUCUGCCAAAGGACGCGGAAUUAAUAACCCAGAGUCAUAACCUGGGUGAUCACAGUGCCUUCUCAGUGCCAGCACUGGCACAGCAAGCCCCAAAACUCAGUGUGCCCUUAGAACCCCUGUUGGGUGCGAAAAAUGAAGCCCCAAAACUCGGUGUGCCCUUAGAACCCGUGUUGGGUGUGAAAAAUGAAGCCCCAAAACCCAGCGUGCCCUUAGAACCCGUGUUGGGUGCGACAAAUGGAGAUGCCGUGAAAACAGCGGAAAGAAGAGGUGACGGUUUGAUGCCACAAGCUAAAGGCAAAAGAAAAGAGGUUCCCUUGCAGCAGGUGGGCAGGAGUGAGGUGGGGGAAUCCGGCACAGCAAAGGGGCCAACGAGGCCUCUGGAAAGAGAUUUUCUUGAUAAAAAUGGGAAGAGGGAGGAUAAGGAGCCAAAACGUGCUGAGCCGACGGCGUCUCUUCCAGAAGCGAUCAACCCGAGCAGAGCAGAAACUCCUUCAGACUCCGGUACCUCGGGGGGAGCAUUGAAGGCUCCAACAAACCCCACAAAAACGCCUGUUCCAGCAUUAAUUUCACCAAAACCUGAGGAUGUUACUCCUUUGCAAACCAGAAAGGCCGAUGGUUCAUCGGAGCAGCCGUUCCUUCCGCCAGCCAAGUCCGAUGCGACCGGCCAUCCCGGCGCUGCGGAUGGAGCGACGGCAGCAGGUUUCCCCGAUAAAAACAAAGGGAGAGGGUUUAUUGCGUUAGAGCAGCAGACUGGAAAAGAUCCCGAUAUCGCACAUGGGACGGACAGGCCGAAAAAAAAGCGUGGGGAAGGGAAAGGGAAAAGAAUCAAAAGCUUCUCCGAGCAGACGGCGCUUUCGGAGGAUGUGAGCAAACCUAGCGAUGGGGCCGGGGCGGAUGAGGCUGUGGAAGAAGCGGGUUUCCCCGGUCAAGGCAGAGGUUUGGCUGCCCGAGGCCAUUCCCCCGCGAGCGGCACGCAGGCCGACAAGCCGAAAAAAAGAGGUGGUGAUGGAAGAAGUAAAAGAGGGGAGAGAAUUUUGUACCAGCCGCCUUUUCUUGUGAAUAGGCUGGACGCGGGUGGUUUUCCUGAUGUAAACGAUAAAGCCAAGGAAGUGGGUGUUGGUGAUAAAGGCAGAGAGCGGGGCUGCGUUCCUGCUGGGGCUUCUCAGGAGAAUACAGCAGGUGUUACUAAAAUGCAAAGGCCAAGUGAAAUGCUAACAGAGGAGCCCAAAGAAAAGGCUGGAAAAGGUGAAAUGGCCGAUUUGGGUGCGUUAGACCAACCGUUCCUGCUGGAGAGCAGGAGGGAGGAAGCACAGCAUCUCAGUGCGGCCGACACGAUCGGCAGAGCAAAAGAGGUAGAUUUGGUUGAUAAAGGCAAAGAUGCUGGAGUCGCUUGUGCAGGUGAAGCGGUUGUGAGGAAUUCUGAUGGGACACCGGGGGCGGACAAACCCAGGAAGAGAGGGAGCGAUGGGAAGAGGAAGAAACCCGAGAAGAGCCCUUUGCGGCAGGCGGCUCUGCCGGACCCCGCGGGGGCAGCCCGCGCCUUCCCCAGCACAGAGCGGGUGGCUGGAAACACCAAGGAAGGGACCGUCGAGAAAGGAAAGGGGGCUGGUUUUGGACGAGAGCUUUUGCUGGAGGAGCCUGAAAUACAGGGUGGCAACAGAAGUUUCUCUGAUCAGCUGGUUCUUUCGGGUCAUAAACUAGAGGCGGCAGAGCCACAGCUGGCCCAGGCUAAGGGAAGGUGGCCCGUGGAUGCCGGUGAGGAGCGGGGUGCACCCGGGGCCGUCCCCGAGCACGGCACGGCCGCCGCUGCCAUGGUGGGCAAACCCAAGAGAAAAACUAGAGAUGCGAAAGGCAAAAGGGCUGAAAAUGGUGUGGAGCGCUGUGCUGCGCAGGGUGAGCAGCUGGGGAAUAUCCAGCACACUCAGGCUUUGGAGAACGGCACAGGGACUGAAUCCAGCAGCUCGGUGAGUCUGACCCAUAGCGCUGCGGAACCGGAGCCAGAAAAACCACACGCGGGCAGCACAGAGAAAUGCCAAAAACCCGAGGGCACCGUGCGGCAGCAUAAAGCAGGUGCAGAGAUGGGUCCUCGUGACAAGGAGCCCACUGACAGGUGUGAAGCGGAGAGGGGGGGUGGAUUUCCCGUCCUGGAGCAUGCAGCAGUGGCAGAUCACGCUCUGGCCGCGGUUACUGAUGGGUGUGAACAGAGGGGGGCUGAUGGGAGCGAUAAGAAGGCUCAAAACGCCUCUGAGCAGCCUGUGUUGCUGGAGCCAAAACCAGCUGGGAGGGAAGUGCGGCCUCCCAUGGGAUACGGGAUGGAAGACAUGGACUGGGUAGAUGAGAACAGAAACAUUACGAACUUCCCCAGCGGCCCUCAGGCACUUUGGAAUAAUAAAGGAAGCGACUUGGAAUCCUUUGCUCAGGCUGCAGUAACUGGCCCCGGUGACAGUGGUGACGUUUCUUCUGGCUUCCCAGAGCAGGACGGUGCAAAAAUCAAGGGGCUUCCUCCUCCUGAAGCUGUAACAGAAAAGAGCAGCAAAGAGCCUGGGUUUGGUGCCAAGGAGGAGAUGCAGACACAGAAAUCUCGUGGGCAGCCCACCGAUCUGGGACAGGGAGAGCCUGGAGAAGAGCUUCCAAAGGAGGAUGCUAAAACCACAGCUGCUGGUUCCCCGGCGGGGAGCGAGGCGGGGAAACUGCUUUCUUUGGACCGUUCAGUUGAACAGGACGUGAAAUCAAAGGACGAAGUUCACCUUCCUCCCGUGGCAAAGGUGGGUGAUAAAGAGAGCAAAACCGCUGAUAAAAAUGAAACGGCUGACAGCACUUCCUCAGAGCGGCCCUGGGAGGUGGCGGAUCCAGCAAACCGGGCAGCCGUGGGUGCCAAAGGGACGGAGGCGCUCGGAGCAGCCGCCUCCUCUGGCCAGAGGGACACGGGGUCCGUCUCCCCAGGACUCGCGGCGGUGCCGGACAGCAAAGCAGGAGCCGCCGCCUCAGUGGAGGAUGGAGCUGGAGCGGCCGAGCUGGGCGGAGGUGGGAAGAGUGAGCAGGACUCCCUGCAGCACCCGGGGGGCUUGGGCAGCAACGUGGCUGGAGCAGAGGUGGCUGGUUUCAAUGUGACCGCGGCCCAAACGACCCAGACAAGCCCCAGCGAUGAGCAGAAAGGCGGCUCCACGCCUGCCCAAGGGGACGCCGCUCACCUGGAGGACGCCCCGGCGUCCAAGCCCGACGUCGAUAAACCUCGAGACGCAACUAAAGAAAAGGAAGAACACGAACAAAAAGCCGUGAAGGAGGCCAAGAAAGUGAAAGCUGCAGAACAGCUCAAAAGCUACAUGAGACCCACCAAGGCGCGAGGGGUGACCGCGGCGCCCACCAGGCUGGCAGCUGCGGCCCGGGAGAAACCAAAGGUGCCGAAAGCCGCGGGCACGAGCCGGCAGCAGCCAGACAAAGCGAAAGCAGAGGAGGCCAAAGCGGGCGAUGCUGUGACAGGGAGCGACAUCACAGCGCCCCCCACCAAGGAGCUGCCUCCCAGCCCCGAGAAGAAGACAAAGCCCGCAGCAUCCACCGCGUCCACCAAGCCCGCAGCAGCGAGAGCCAGGCCGCUGUCCGCCGGCAGCCCCAAGCGCCCCGGCACCGCGCCCGCCCCCGCCAAAAAACCCGCCAGCCCCACGGCAGCGCCGGCCGCCAAGCGCCCGGCCCCCGGCACCGCCCGGCCCGCCGGCCCCGCGCCCAAAGACGCCAAACCAAAGGUUGCAGAUGCGAAGCCGGCGGAGAAGCGGAGCGUGGUCUCCAAGGCUCCGGCCGCCGCCUCUCCCAGAGCCCCGGCCCGGAGCUCCCCCGCUGCUCCCAAGACCACGGCGGCGUCGCCCGGCACCGGCCCUGCGAAGAGCACCGCUGCUUCCCCCCCGAAGCGGCCCACGUCCAUCAAGACGGACGCAAAGCCUGCGGACACCAAGAAAACCUCCGCCAAGUCACCAUCGGCCGCAGCCGACGUGAGCCGCCCGAAGAGCGCGACUGGCAAUGCCGUCAAACCCGGCGCCGGCACUGCCGCGGUGCCCGGAGCCGCCAGCCGGCCCAAACCCAAACCCGCUACCCCCAAACCCGCCGCAACCACAACCGCAACCGCAACCGCAACCACGGCAGAUGCUAAAAAACCCACGACCGCGAAGGCUCCGGCGAAAGCCAGCACCGUGUCCAAACCGCCGCGCCCGGCCAGCAGCGCUUCUGCUCCGGACCUGAAAAACGUACGGUCCAAAAUCGGAUCAACAGACAAUAUUAAACAUCAGCCCGGUGGAGGAAAGGGGAAAGUAGAGAAAAAGCCAGAAUCAGCCGCUGCUGCGCGAAAGUCUGAACCCAAUGCGGUCUCUAAAAUGGCUCCUACUAAAACAACCGUAUCAAAAGAGGGUGCCCCAAAACAGCCCAAUGGGAAAGUCCAGAUAGUCUCCAAAAAAGCGAACUACAGCCAUGUUCAGUCCAAGUGUGGUUCCAAGGACAAUAUUAAGCAUGUCCCUGGAGGUGGGAAUGUGCAGAUCCAGAACAAGAAAGUUGACCUCUCCAAAGUGUCCUCCAAGUGCGGCUCCAAAGCGAAUAUCAAGCACAAGCCAGGGGGAGGAGAUGUCAAAAUCGAGAACCAGAAGCUGAACUUCAAGGAGAAGGCCCAAGCCAAAGUGGGUUCUCUGGACAACGUGGGACACUCGCCGGCAGGAGCCGUGAAGGCCGAGGGGAGCGUGGAGCCGGGGCAGCUCCCGCCGGGCCCCCCAAACGGCACUGAGACGCAGGAGAAUGGCGUGGGGCCAGCGGGACCCCGCGCCGGGGGCGACCAAAGGGACGUUCAGAGCUUCGAGACUCAGAUCCAAGAAACAAGCAUCUAAUGAUGACAUUGUGGUAUCGUCUCCCGUCCCCCCCUCCCCUCUCCGUGUGUCCCCCCCUCCCCGCCCUUGUGUCGCUGCAGAUUGACCCCACAGGCUGACGUUCCGUGCGAAGGCCAAGGCUCGAACCCACCACGGAGCUGAACCCCGUCUCCAACCCCCACCCCUGCGGCAGCACGUCCAGCCGGGCCGGUCACCUUUGUCACCGCCGUCCCCCGCGGCGCUUUCUCAGCAAGGCUUGUGAUCCACCCCGACCCCGUCCCCGGUAACGCAGCUUCGCUCUCUUAACCCGGCCCUGGCCGCGGCCGCGGGGCCGGCGCUGGCAGAGCUCGUGUCCCGGCCCCGACGCUCGGCCUGCCCAGCGCCGCGGCCCCUCUUGGGCUGGAGAGGGGUUUCCUUCCCUGGUGGUGCCGGAGCCGGAGCCGGAGCCGGAGCCGCGGCCGCUGUGGCGGGGCCGAGCCGGGCGGCGUUAACAGGGACGAGCUGUGAUCUCUCUCGCUUCCUUCCAUUUUUGUUUUCUAAACCCCACCUUUUCCUCCUUGCCGCUUCAGUUUCUGCCGAUCCCGUUUGACGAUGAUAUAUAUUAUACACACACGUUAGGCUGUUUUAACUGUUGACUUUAACCUUUUAUUCUUCGUGACGACGUGUUGAUGAUUUAUCGUGCUACAAACCCACGCUAAGUUUCCUUUUCUCUUUCCUUUUCCUUAACCGUAGGAGAGUAGAGACAUUAACCGCUGCUGCCGUGCCGGCUUUAUUGACAUAUCCAGCAAUUGUAACUUUUCUUUUGUUGUUGGGUUGGUUGUUUGGUUGUUUGGGUUUGGUUUUGGUUCUUUUUUAAUAUUUUAAAACGAUGGAGCAAACUCAUGGGAUUAAGCCAUGUCCGGAACGGAAGGCGCGGGAACGUGAUAGAGGAGGAUUUGCUGUGGCGGGCGAGGCGGAGCCCGAGUCGGGUCGGACGGGCGAACCCCCCGUGGCGCCGACCCGGGACCUUGCGGGUGAAGUUUAGUGCUGGACCCGCGCCCCGAGCGCGGUUCGGGGCGGCGGCUCCGGGGCGCAGGCGGCGCGGGGCCGUGUCGGAGCAGGACGGGGCUGCGAGCGGUGGCGCUGAGCCGGGGCCGAGCGCCCGGGGCCGGCGGGUGAGGCGCGAGCUCCUCGUUUCGUGUUGCGAAUGACACUAAAGAAAUUAAAUGUAAAUAAAUCGAAAAAAAGUAAAAAAAAAAAAAAACAAAACAACAAAAAAAGCGUUCUUGGGUCGUCAGAGUAAUUUAAGCAGCGCGGAGCAGCGGGGGGCAGUGCCGGAGCAGCGGGCGCGGGGCCGCAGCCACACGAGAACCCGCAGUCUGUAUCGACACAAAGAUUCUUAUUGCACUUGUAUUUUUUAUAUUAAAAGUUUGCAUGAUUUCUAAUAAAAUGGCAUUAAACUGUACUAGUUUGCAUCAAA